Messenger RNA from Phanerochaete carnosa HHB-10118-sp, 2261 nucleotides. RefSeq lists its product as uncharacterized. The transcript is spliced from 6 exons. The record is from RefSeq and is a predicted model, not a curated record. Gene Ontology annotation, molecular function: rRNA (cytosine-C5-)-methyltransferase activity; RNA binding. Gene Ontology annotation, biological process: rRNA base methylation; maturation of LSU-rRNA. Gene Ontology annotation, cellular component: nucleolus. NCBI's taxonomy places the organism in Eukaryota, Fungi, Basidiomycota, Agaricomycetes, Polyporales, Phanerochaetaceae. The coding region runs from base 8 to 2122 and encodes 704 amino acids.
CAGGACGAUGGGGCGGCGCGCAAAGAACAAGCAGGGAAAUCCCGAGCCUUUCGCAGAAGCCAACGGCCAGGCGGGCAGGCCCUCCGCGAAGAAACUUGGCAAGCGCAAGGCGAACGCAGACGAUGCUGGGGGCGCCGCGAGCAAAAGGCCAACGAAGAAGCUGAAGGAGCAGGAGGCGAAGCUGGAGACGCAGAAGGGACAUGCCAAGAAGGGUAAUGAGAAGAAGGGCAGAACUGUGCCCAAGGCACCUGUCAAGAAGAAGCAGGAGGAGAGUGAGGACGAGGACGAGGAUGAGGACGAGGUUAUGGAGAGCGGAAGCAGUGAGGGCUGGGAGAAUGUGGAUGACGGCUACGACGUCAAGACUGAAGCAAGAUCAUUGUUCCGCGACAGCGACGAGGAAGGGGGCCUCGAGAGUUUUACGGGCGAUUUGGACGAGUUCAAUGUGGAAGACGAAGACGACGAGAAUGAAUCCCUUAGAGGACCGGUUCAAGAGCUUGACCUCGGCUCGGACGAGGAGGAAGAAGAGGAAGAAGAGGCGGUUCCCGUCCGCCUAAAAGGCAAGAAGUCCAAGCAGCAAGAGCGUCCUGCCAAGAUUAUACCUACUGGUUCAGACGACUCUGAAACUGACGAGGAUGAGAACGACGAAGACGGCCCUAUCACGAUGGCGAACAUGGAGGCUCGCUCACGAGCAAUGGAUGCCAAGGCAGCGCGUGACGCCGAGCUCGACGCCGAGGAGAUGCGCCAAGCGGAGCUCGCCAGCGACCACGAGCCACCAGAAGACGACAUGGAUGGUGCUGAGGUUGAGGAGGGUGGCGAGUUUCAAUUGCCGACUGCGGAAGAGCGGGAGGAGGAGAAGAAGGCGGGUGGCCCACAGGUCCAUGUUGUACAGCGACGGAUGCGGGAAUGUGUUCGUAUCCUGAACAACUUUAGAAAGCAUGCGGCGAAAGGACGGUCAAGGUCAGAGUAUGUGGCGCAGCUCAUGUCUGACAUUGCCAGCUACUACGGCUACAACGAGUUCCUCAGCGAGAAGCUGUUCCAGCUCUUUCCCGUCUCUGAGGCGAUCGAGUUCUUCGAGGCGAACGAGGUUCCCCGUCCCGUCACUAUCCGCACGAAUACUCUCCGCGCCCGCAGACGAGACCUUGCGCAGGCCCUCAUCAACCGUGGCGUGAAUCUCGAGCCUAUCGGCAAGUGGACCAACGUUGGCCUGCAAGUUUUCGAAAGCAGUGUGCCGAUUGGCGCAACGCCUGAGUACCUUGCGGGGCACUACAUGCUCCAAGCCGCAUCGUCUUUCCUGCCCGUCAUUGCGCUAGGUCCGCAACCAGGCGAGCGUGUUCUGGACAUGGCGAGUGCGCCUGGAGGAAAGACGACGCACAUGGCGGCUCUCAUGCAGAACACGGGCGUCAUCUUCGCCAACGAGCUGAACAAGGCGCGGACGAAGAGUCUCACGGCGAACGUACAUCGGCUUGGAUGCAAGAACGUCGUCGUAUGCUCGUACGAUGGUCGGGAGUUUCCGAAGGUGAUGGGUGGGUUUGACCGUGUCCUCCUGGAUGCGCCAUGCAGUGGUACCGGUGUUAUCAGCAAAGAUGCCAGCGUCAAGACCAACAAAACGGAGCGCGACUUCACCCUCCUCUCACACCUGCAGAAACAGCUCAUCCUCUGCGCGAUCGACAGCGUGCAGCCGGACUCGAAGACGGGCGGAUACCUCGUGUACUCGACCUGUUCCGUGACGGUCGACGAGAACGAGGCGGUUGUCGACUACGCGCUGCGCAAGCGGCCGAACGUGAAGCUUGUCGAGACCGGGCUCGAGUUCGGCGUGCCGGGCUUCAAGAGCUACCGCGGCAAGACGUUCGACCCGCGCGUGAGCAUGACGCGCCGCUUCUACCCGCAUGUGCACAACAUGGACGGCUUCUUCGUCGCCAAGUUCAAGGUCGAGAGGCGCACGAAGAAGGCUGCCGCGCAGUCCGCGGACGAGCCGGAGGGCGAGGCAGCGUCGGCGUUUGCGUUCGAUGAUGAGGCGGACAAGGCGAUCAUCGAGGAGUCGAAGGAGGAAUUGAAGCGGAAGAGCAUGAAGGCCAAGGGCCUUCGCGUACGUGCUCGCGCAAAAGCUGCUUCUGCGGCAUAAAUCGUCGUCCGAAUGCAUCGGUUUCGUCUUACUUCACACCCCUGUUGGCGCGUGUCUGAGGCCUGGUACGGCGUCCGUGCGACGUAGCGCUCGCUCACCACUUGCACAGAAGCUGCACCGCAAUGAUCAUCGUGAGCUC